UUAUCGCCCUAUAUUCACCAAAUUACUAUGCGUUUACUUUGUGGAGAACUAUUACUACUUCCUGUCCCGACUGCGCUGCUGCACGUCAACUUGAUGUUGGCUGACCGCAUUUAACUGCGCGUCUCUCUGCCAGGAUGCAGCAACUUGAUCAGAUGGACUCGGAAUGUCGAGAAGCUGACGCGCCGUUAUUCUGUGGACCGUUCACUUUCCUCAGCGAAGCUUUUCCUCAUGCCAUUGCCGCUUACGUGCUACGAUAGAGCGGCAAAAACACUCCAUUGUUUUGAGGACUUUUUGACCGUGGUACAACAGGCUUAUCCUGAUUGCUUUUUCCUCCUCAUUUGGACACUUUGACUGCGUAAUUACGCACGACAGGCAAAAGGGAAUGGCUCCUCGUCGAAGACAAAAAGCAGGACUACAAAAUAUUUUACACGUGUGCCUCUCCAUCUCUGUGGUUUUCUCGUACAAUAUAGACUUGGAACAUCCCUUGGUGUUCCGUGGACCCGAAUCUAGUUUUUUUGGCUACUCCGUGCUGGAGCAUUAUCAUGACAACACGCGCUGGGUCAUCGUCGGGGCUCCCAGGGCCAACUCUACCUACAGUAGUUCUGCGCAAGCUCCCGGUGCUGUGUUCAAGUGCAGAGUCCACAGCAACCCGGAGCGCCGCUGCACAGAGAUGGACUUGGGAAGAGGAAACAAGCCCCAAGAGUCUUGUGGGAAGACGUGCCGAGGGGACAGAGACGAUGAGUGGAUGGGAGUGAGCCUGGCCCGCCAGAACAGAGCCGACGGCAGAGUACUAGCCUGCGCCCAUCGCUGGAAAAACGUCUACUACGACUCAGAGCACAUCCUCCCGCAUGGAUACUGCUCCAUCAUCCCGUCAAAUCUCCAGAGCAGGACGCAGCCGCUCAUCCCGUGUUAUGAAGAUUAUAAGCAGAAGUAUGGGGAAGAGCACGGCUCCUGCCAAGCUGGGAUAGCGGGAGUUUUUACAGAGGAGCUGGUGGUGAUGGGGGCCCCUGGGUCGUACUACUGGACUGGGACAAUUAAGGUUUACAACUUGACAUCUGACACCUUCUACAGCCCAAACAAAGAUGACGUUGACUCCCACAGAUACAGCUACCUUGGUUACGCUGUGACUGCAGGACACUUCUCCUCUCCGAAUGUGAUUGACAUAGCUGCAGGAGCGCCUCAGCACAAUGGCAGCGGGAAGGUUUACAUUUUCAAAAUUGAUGGCGUAUCUUUGGUGAAGAGCUUUCAAGCAUCAGGGAAAAUGAUGGGCUCUUACUUUGGCUCCUCAUUGUGUGCAGUUGAUCUGAAUAAGGACGGCCUGUCAGACCUGCUGGUGGGGGCACCCAUGCACAGCCAGCUACGGGAUGAGGGCCGUGUAUCUGUGUACCUCAGCAAGGGCAAUGGAGUGAUGGAGGAGCAGGCGUUUUUGACCGGGGACAAUGCUUACAAUGCUCACUUUGGAGAGUGCAUUUCCUCGAUUGGAGACAUCGAUGACGAUGGCUACCAAGACGUAGCCAUUGGAGCACCAAAAGAGGACGACUAUGGAGGAGCUGUUUAUAUUUAUCAUGGGGAUGCCACGGGAAUCAUCAGCAAAUAUUCCAUGAAAAUAACCGGGCGCAGUGUCAACCCUAGUCUCCAGAUGUUUGGACAGGCGAUAUCUGGCAAUGUGGACAUGGACGACAAUGGAUACACAGAUGUCACAAUAGGAGCUUUCAUGACGGAUAGUGUAGUGCUACUGAGGUCCCGGCCUGUCAUUACAGUGGACGUUUCCAUCUUCUUGCCUGUGUCCAUCAACAUUUCUAUACCUCAUUGCCACGAGGCUCAGCACAUGAAUUGCUUCAUUGUCACGGUCUGCAUCCGCUUCCAUGGAAGACAACUUCCUGGACAAAUGGAGCUGCUCUACAACCUGACAGCUGAUGUGGAUAAAAGACAAAAGAGCCUGCCUUCACGGGUUUACUUCAUUCAGAGCGGUUCUCAGAUCAGUCAGAAGAGCCAGCAGCUCAGCCUGGAUAUCAACAGGAAUGAGUGCCAGCGCUAUACUGCCUAUGUCAAAAAGGAAGUGAAAGAGGUGUUCACAGCCAUCACGUUUGAGGUGUCCUACAGCCUUGGGAAGCACGUACUAAGUGGAGACCUGGGGCGAGACCUGCCCUCCCUCACUCCAGUGCUACGGUGGAGGAAAGGAAACAAGAUCGCAGUGAGGAAUGAGACUUGGUUUGAGAAGAACUGCGUGUCGGACGACUGUGCUGCGGAUCUGCGGCUCCAUGGAAAACUGCUGCUUUCUGGGGUACAUAGCAAGCCCCAUUUGGCCCUGGGAGGAGUAAAGAACGUCUCAUUGAAUGUGACCAUCUCGAACGCUGGCGACGAUGCCUACGACACCAACGUCUAUCUCAACUUCUCCCGAGAGGUUUUCUAUAUCAACUUCUGGCAGAAGGAAGAGAAGGGUAUUUCCUGUGAACUUGUUGACUUGGACUUCCUCCGAUGCAGUGUGGGAUUUCCCUUCAUGAGAGCACAGACUAAGUAUCAUUUUGCAGUCCUUUUUGACACCAGUCAGAUCUCUGGAGAAAAUGAUACAUUGCAGUUCUUGGUGCAAGCAAAAAGCGCCAAUCCAGAGCACAAACUCUCUGACAAUGUUGUGGAUCUUUCCAUCCCGCUUAUUCACGAGACUGACACAACAAUUACUGGUGUGGUGACACCGAGCUCCUUUGUAUAUGGAAACUCCAUCGACGCCUCACGCUUCGUUCAGCUCGACGACAUGGAGUGCAACUUCCAGCCUCUCAAUGUCACUUUCCAGGUGAUAAAUAACGGGCCCAGCCGGCUGCCAGGCUCCACUGUUGAUAUCAGGAUACCCAACCGGCUGGCUGGCAAUGGAGCUGAUAUGUUCCACAUUGUUGAGACACAGGUGGCUGACAACCGAGGAAACUGCACCCCCCAUAGGAACCCGACACCUUGCACCAUCCCCCAGGAUCGAGAGAGCAUCUUCUACACAAUAGUUGCCUUUUUCACUAAAUCAGGCCGCAAAGUCAUGGACUGCGACCGGCCAGGCAGACCAUGUAUGACAAUCUCCUGCAGUCUGGGGCCGCAGCUCAAAGAAGAAGCUUUGAAUAUAGAUCUAAAAAUUUUACUCAACACUGAAAUUCUGAAGAGGGAUACCUCCUCAGUGGUUCAAUUUGUGACACGUGGCCACGUGCAAGUAGACGACAGGACGGUUGAGGUGCCCAAAGGCCUGCCAGAAGACAUCUCUCUGAUCUUCGAGGCGCUGCACAGUCAAGAGCCCAGAGGCUACGUGGUGGGCUGGAUCAUCGCCAUCAGUCUGCUGGUGGGGAUCCUCAUCUUUUUGCUCAUGGCUGUGUUGCUGUGGAAGAUGGGCUUCUUCCGUCGGCGGUACCGCGAGAUUAUCGAGGCAGAGCGGAACAGGAAGGACAGCGAUGAUAGUUGGGACUGGAUGGAAAAGAACCACUGAGACCAGCGGUCGUGGCGGUGGGGUGGGGUCCCUGUGGAGCCAAAGACAUUUCGGAAUUGGUUGGGGACGAAUACAAUGGCACCGGGCUCCUUUAUAGCCUUGCCACCCUGGUGGCACCAGGCCCAUCAAGCCUUCCAUAUGUGGAAGAAGAAGAAUAUUCUCCAUAUUUUCUGGAGACUUGAUAUGUUUUGGAGGGUGAGAGGGCCGGGAACAUGCGAGGUGACAGCGUGGCCUGCCAGAAGACGAAGAAUUAUGAUAACUUCCAGCUGGCGACACGGAGCUGCCGGUGUAAGGUCCGAAUGCGGACACUGGUGGGCAACAAAAACCUCAGGGCUGUGUUUCAUAGCAACUUUAUUUUUAUACACUUUUAAGCCAUAUUGUGCAAAAAGUGGUCUCGGAGAGGCGUUAGGGCCGUUCUAAACAUACUGCGUCUAUAGUAUGUUUUCCUAAAAGCACUGGUGUCUGAUACGCCUGAACGCCUCAACGACAGAGAUCCUGCCCAGAACAGAUUUGACGUGUUUCGUAUUUUGACAGUGGACAAUUCUCUCUUUUCAUUGAUCUUCCUUUUUAAACUAAUGUUGUCUUUGAGACGCACGCGCACACACACACACACACACACACACACACACACACACGUUUUUAACACUGUAGCCUCUGCUGCUGUUGUGGAGUUGGCCCACAAGCGCACUGAAUGUGCUGGCCGAGGUCAUGCUUUCUUAUCAUCUAUAUCAGUUGUUUUUCCCAACAUUUAUCGACCCAAGGCACAUAUUUUGCAGAAUAAAAUGUACAUCACCACUUGAAAAAGUCACCAAAAAAAUCAGACGUGGAGAUGAAUUCCCUUCUAGUGAAAAUGCUUGGAAUUGCUCUACCUGUGUCACUGGCAUAGAUAUAUGAACAAAGAUACGGUAUUUGUGGAAAAUGCAUUUUUUUUCCAGAGCAAUUAAGUGAAAAUGGAUUUUCAAUUUUCAACGCAAUUGGCUGGCCACCGGUUGAGGGCGUACCCCGUCUCGCACCGAGAUAGCUGGGAGAGACGUGACCCUAUUGGGGAUAAGCGGUACGGAAAAUGGACGGAUUAUUUCUUGCGAUCCGAUCUGAUCUCUCACGGCACACUGGUUGGGAAUCACUGAUCUAUAUUGAAUAUGAAUCUUGAGUCAAAAAUCCUCCUGCCAGAAUCUUCAGAUUUGUGGCAUUCCUUAUAAUUGCUUGACUUCUAGUUUGCCUAUUCAGGUUGUAAUUUUCAACAGAAAAAAAAAAUCAGUCUUGCUGACCAACUCGUUCUCCCUUUUCAGUGAUGUUUCAUAUGAAGGACUAUUUUUAAAGUGCAAUGUGCUCAUUCUUCUCAAAAUCAUUGCUCAAUAUGUAAAUGACUGACCCUGAAAAUGAGUACCGUAAAUAAACUCACCUGACACAACAUUAGGGACACCUGCGCAUUCUCAUUUCAGCGACUGCGGUGGAACCUCAAAACUGGAGCGCAAUGUGUACUGUGAUACUCGCUGUUCUACUUUCAAAACAAACAGAAUAUAAAUUAAUGCUCUGCAUGGUCAAACUUUCAUCAUCAUAAAAUCUUGUUUUGAAUGGGGAUGUUCAAUCCCACUUUUUUUCCAGACUGAUAACAUUGUACAUAUUACCUCUUGAGUACUUCUGGUACUUUUGAUACAUAAAACUUCAAUUAUCACAAUGAAAGAUUGUGAUGACACGCGUUUUUGUUUUUUGAUUCCGAGAUGCGAUGAUAUGUAGGCGGAACGGUGAAUCAGCUGGUAAAGCGUUGGCCUCACAGUUCUGAGGUCCCAGGUUCAAUUCAGGCCCUGGUUGUGUGGAAUUUGCAUGUUCUCCCCGUGCCUGCGUGGGUUUUCUCUGGUUUCCUCCCACAUCCCAAAAACAUGCAACAUUAAUUGAACACACUAAAUUGCUCAUAAGUGUGAUUGUGAGUGCGGCUGUUUGUCUCCAUGUGCCCUGCGAUUGGCUAGCAACCAGUUUAGGGUGUACUCCCCCUCCUGCCUGUUGACACUUGGGAUAGGCUCCAGGACUCCCUGCGACCCAUGUGAGGGUAAGCGGGAAAGAAAAUGGAUGGAUGGAUGAUGAUCACUGUGUACCACCAACUACUGGUGAGCGGGACUUCCAGUCAAUUUCAGAGUUUAUUAGAUUUUUUUUUUUUUUUUAUCUUAAGUAUCGGUGGCUGGUAUCGGCCUCUUACAUGAAGUGCCCAACACAUUGAAGUAAGGAUAGCGUCAGCCUCAUACUGAUCGGUAGUAGCCCAUCCCCAAUUUUAACACGCAUUUGAAUAUUCUUGACUGUCAUAAAAGUGUAAGAAGUUAACCACAAAUAAAUAAACAUAAAUAAAAUAGUAAAACUACUCACCUAUUGAAGAUUCCUGACAGAUGGAACAUAGUUGGAGCAUGAAGGUGCUGUUCGUAGAACGUGUUGUCACUUUGGCUGUAAUAAGCAUUGCUAGAAUUAAUGUUAAUCAGUGAUUAUUGUCUGCUAACUUGUGUAUGGAAUAAAAUUGCACAUGCAUACUGUAAUUCGGGUUAGGGUUUGUGCUCUUUUUCUGGUCUAUGGUUAUUAUUACACUUUUCCUCUUUUACUGUCAGUGGUACCCUGUGUGGGGCCAUCAUUAAAAAAAAAAGUCAAUUAAAAAUCAAAACCCUUUCCAUAUUAUUAAAACUCACCAA
This is a messenger RNA of Syngnathoides biaculeatus (alligator pipefish), 6132 nucleotides long. RefSeq names its product integrin, alpha 9 (gene itga9). Lineage: Eukaryota; Metazoa; Chordata; Actinopteri; Syngnathiformes; Syngnathidae. Gene Ontology annotation, biological process: cell adhesion mediated by integrin; integrin-mediated signaling pathway; cell-cell adhesion. Gene Ontology annotation, molecular function: integrin binding. Gene Ontology annotation, cellular component: integrin complex; external side of plasma membrane. The transcript has 28 exons. The record is from RefSeq and is a predicted model, not a curated record. Bases 383 to 3460 code for a protein of 1025 amino acids.